Myotis daubentonii (Daubenton's bat) is the source of this 1780-nucleotide messenger RNA. RefSeq names its product translation machinery associated 16 homolog (gene TMA16). The record is from RefSeq and is a predicted model, not a curated record. Gene Ontology annotation, cellular component: nucleus. NCBI's taxonomy places the organism in Eukaryota, Metazoa, Chordata, Mammalia, Chiroptera, Vespertilionidae.
GCCCCGCCCCUUCCGGUCGGGUCCGUCCCGGCUUCUCCGGACCACACGUGUGUUCUGCCAGGAUCCCCUGUGUGAGCUGAGGCGCCGCCGUCGGUGAGGCUGCCCGACCUGGAGUGCGGAGGCCCCCGGGGCGCGAGGACGUCACCAUGCCUAAAGCACUAAAGGGAAAAGGUGUAGGACGAGAAAAAAAAGUCAUCCAUCCAUAUAGUAGAAAAGCAGCCCAAAUUACGAGGGAGGCCCACAAACAAGAAAAAAAGGAAAAGUUGAAGAAUGAAAAGGCAUUGCGGCUCAAUCUUAUUGGUGAAAAACUGCAGUGGUUUCAAAAUCAUCUGGAUCCCAAAAAAGGAGGGUAUUCAAAGAAAGAUGCUUGUGAAUUAAUUGAAAGGUAUUUAAAUCGAUUCAGCAGUGAGCUGGAGCAGAUUGAAUUACAUAACAGCAUCAAAGACAGGCAGGGAAGGCGGCACUGUUCCCGGGAGACAGUCAUCAAACAGACAAUGGAGCGGGAGCGACAGCAGUAUGAAGGCUAUGGCCUCGAGAUUCCAGAUAUUCUAAAUGCAGGUAAUCUGAAAACUUUUAGGGAAUGGGAUUUUGAUCUGAAGAAAUUGCCAAACAUUAAAAUGAGAAAAAUGUGCGCUAACGAUGCAGUUCCCAAGAAGCACAAGAAGAAAACUACUACACCUGUGGACAAAGAUUUAGGGGAGCUACAGCUACAUGAGGAAUCAGGUGACUCAGAUGAGGAAAUGACUGCAGUGGCCUAAUUGUUCUUUACUUGAGUUGAAAAUAGGUAAUUUGAGAACCUCAAGUUACAUUUGAAUUGAUUAUGUUAAAGAAUUGUCUAGAUACAAGAAUUUGCUAUUUAGCUCAUCUUACAAGAUGAAAAUACCAUUUGCAGCUUAAAAAACAAUGUUUUGAUUUUUAUUUAAAAAUGAAUGUUGCUUUUUAUUUACAUUAAAUUGCUAAAAUAGAUAGUGACAUAAAAUAAAAUAGUGACCUUUAAGAUCGAUUUUAUCUUAUUAUCUGGGGCAGGAAGGAGCAUUAUGAAUAAGGACAAAAAAUGUUUUAAUUCUUUUCCUCAUGUUUACUUAGGAUCACCAUAAUCUCACAUUUGGGGGCAAUGACAGCAACCUGUUUUCUAAAAGGGUCCUGUGGGUGCUUCUUCAGCAGUGAUAACAAAAUUACCUUUCACUAAUGUUCCUCUUAAACAUUAAAUCUAAAUAUAAUAUGGAAUGCCUAUACACUGAUGGAUUAUACAUUAUUUUUAUUUAUUAUCUUUGAGCCAGAGCUAAAUGUUAAGAAAAAAAAUGCAGUGACUAUUUUUAGGUUGAUCUCUCUCGCAUAAUCUGGUAUCUUUUGAUAAAGGGAAUAGAUGAUUUCAGGUUAUCUCUUUUUGUUUGUAUAUUUUCUACUUUCUCAUUGUGAAAAGUGAUAAGUUUUAUUUGUGGAAACAGACCUAAAGAUUAGAGAACCAAUUUUUUCAAUUGUGUUAUUUUUUCUUCUAAGAGGUAGGUUAAAUGACAACUAGUAUAACUCAGUAUUUCAAAUGUCAUGAAUAUUAUGGAGGUAGUAGAAGGUUGUUCUUCCCAGAACUUGCAUGCAAGUAUCUUUUAGUCUAUUUCUGAAGGAUGAAAUGCAAGUAUAUUGGAGUCUUUUCAAGAAAAAGGAAUAAAACAUUAAUGCCAUAUGAGGUUAACUAGGUAUGAACUAAAUUAUAUUAACAGUUUAUUAAAAAUGUUAUGGAUUUUUUACUGUUGAAAAUUAAAAAUAAAAUUUAUUUUUAUAA